This is a messenger RNA of Neoarthrinium moseri, 903 nucleotides long. RefSeq lists its product as uncharacterized. The transcript is spliced from 2 exons. Bases 1 to 903 code for a protein of 300 amino acids. Gene Ontology annotation, cellular component: fungal-type vacuole membrane. NCBI's taxonomy places the organism in Eukaryota, Fungi, Ascomycota, Sordariomycetes, Amphisphaeriales, Apiosporaceae. The record is from RefSeq and is a predicted model, not a curated record. Gene Ontology annotation, molecular function: transmembrane transporter activity. Gene Ontology annotation, biological process: transmembrane transport.
AUGAUGAUGUUAUCGCUGCCAUCGCAAUACUACCAAAUCUUUCUGACCCAGUCCAUUCUCUCCGCAGCGGCCGCUGGUGCUAUCUUCAAUGCCUCGCUCCAAUGCUGCAUGGGCUGGUUUCUGAAGCGCAGGGCUUUGGCUCUCGGCAUUGUCGCCUCCGGAUCGUCCAUCGGCGGUGUCGUCUUGCCCAUCCUAAUGGAACAACUGAUUCCCAAGAUCGGAUUCCCCUGGACUAUGCGAAUUGUGGGUUUCGUCAUUCAUGCUCUUUGUGGAGUCGCCUGCGUGACUAUCAAGGCAAGGCUGCCACCACACCCGAAUAGAGUCUCCAUCAGAGAAUACUUCAUACCGCUAAAGGAGCCCGUCUUCCUCUUCAGUAUCACUGCCGGGUUUCUAUUCUUUUGGGGCAUGCUUUUGCCAUUCAACUACAUUAUUCUUCAAGCCGAGUCGGUUGGUCUGGACCCGUCACUUUCACAUCUUUCUGGUCGCAUACUUCCUGGAUACGCAGCUGAAAAACUGGGUCGCUUCAACACCAUGAUCUGCAUCACUCUGGUCUCUGGCGUCAUAAGUCUCGUGCUAUGGAUCCCCGGCAAGAGCACCGCAGGAAUCAUUGUUUACGGCAGCAUCUUUGGGUUCUCCUCAGGUGCGUUCGUAUCCCUGGCCCCAGCAUGCAUCGCCCAGAUCACCCCGGAUAUGAGGAAGAUAGGCACCUGGACCGGAACAGCGUUUGCUGCGCAGUCCAUUGGUGCUCUCACAAGCUCUCCUAUUGGCGGUGCUCUAGUCCAGCGAUUGGAUGGAGACUACCUUGGCAUGCAACUGUUCUGCGGCCUGACUAUGACUUUGAGUGUUGUUUUCUAUGUUGCUGCCAGGACUGUACGAGUAGGUCUCAAGUUCACAAAGAUUUAG